CCUAUCUCUUUCUCUCUCUACCCCUCUCUUUCUCUCUCUAGGAAGUUGUUGGCGAUCACAAACCGGGUGAGGGGGAUGGAGUAGCAUCUGCGUCAUUCUCUCUCCUAUCUCGUUUGCCCAUCAUUCAAGGUAAAAUCGGCCAAAAGAAAAAGCUCGAAAGCAAGAAGACGAAGAACGAAGAACGAAGAACGAAGGAGGAAGGAAAUUCGAUCGGAUCGUUGCGGAUCUUCGACCUCGCCCUCUCGAUCGCGUCCCUUCGACGAGCUUCGAUCGGCCUUCCUCUUCCUCGCCUUGUGAUCAUCGUCCCCGAUCGGUCCCGAUCCUCUUUCCUCCCCUCGGGACGUCAUGCUUGUGGUCGUCUCCCGGAGGAAUCGCCGCUCUGAGAAUCGUCCGUCGCUGGAUGCUCGACCACCCGCUCCUUCGCGUAAUCCCUGUCGUCUCUCCGACGGUUGACCUAGGUUGCAUCGGGAUAGAGAUUCGCUCGCGUUGAUUUUUUUUUUUUCUUGAUUUCGUGUAGCGGUAGAUUUCAUUUCUGGUCGGUGUGGGGGAGGUUUUUUUGUUUCUUUUCCCCGAUUCGUUUAGGUCUGUUGAUUUCGGGGGAUAUGCAUAUUGAGGAAUUCGAGGAAGGAGGAGGAGGAGGAGGAGGAGGAGGAGGAGGAGGAGGAGGAGGAGAGGUGGGGGCCGGUGCCGGCGUUGGUGGUGGAGUGGAGGAGGGGCGGCGUGCCGACGGGGAGAUUGUGCUGGGGAACGGAGGGGAGAGCAUCGUGCCGGUUCAUGUGAAGAGAGCGGUGAUCGGAGCUGGCGCUCGCGCUCUGUUCUACCCGACGCUGCUUUACAACGUCGUGAGGAACCGGAUGCAGGUUGAGUUCAGGUGGUGGGACCGCAUCGGUGAGUUUAUACUGUUGGGUGCCGUUCCGUUUCCUUCUGAUGUUCCAUGCCUAAAAAAGCUCGGUGUCGAUGGAGUGGUUACUCUGAACGAGCCGUAUGAAACUUUGGUUCCAACAGCACUCUAUAAGGCGUAUGGCAUCAAUCAUCUGGUGAUUCCCACAAGAGACUAUUGCUUUGCUCCGUCCCUGCACUCUAUAUGCCAAGCUGUAGAGUUUAUUCACAAAAAUGCAUCAUGCGGAAGAACUACAUACGUUCACUGUAAAGCUGGCCGGGGCCGUAGUACGACCAUCGUGAUAUGCUACCUGGUGCAACACAAGGAUAUGACCCCUGAUGCUGCAUAUGCCUAUGUGAAGUCGAUCAGACCAAGAGUGCUUCUAGCCACAGCUCAGUGGCAGGCUGUUCAGCAAUUCUAUUAUCUGAAGGUGAAGAAAGUUGACCUCCGCAGUCACCUGUCUGAUCUAGUUUUCAAAACCAGUGUGGCAAAGAUCCAACGAGAACGGUUGCCAUUUGAUGAUGGCUCUGUAGUUGUGGUAACCGAAUCAGAUCUUACUGGAUAUGACCCCUCUCUUGAAUGUGAUGUUAAAUCGGAGAUAUGGGCAGAUCUGAGAGUUGUCUGCCGGGUUCGCUAUGCUGGUCAAAAAGCACUAGCGAGAAUAUCAUGCCUCUGGCUACGGUGUCGUGCACAGGAGAAGGUUUCUGGAGAGAAGCUGGUUAUGGACAGUGGCCGCGCGAUCGGGAGUAAUCAUCUCAGUGGCAUUAGUGUGGACAUUCAUGUCUACUAAGAAGUGAUACUACGGCAUGGUGACAAAGCGGCUUUCUACCCUCGUAAGUGAAAUUUCCUCUACUGGUUGGUACAUGCAUAGAUAAAUAAGGAAUGCUUCACUAGGCAAGAGCUGUGAUCUCCUUUUCUUUUUCCUACUUUCCCCCACUUUGAAUGUAAAGUUUAUACUCGUUUCUCUUGAAUUGAAGCUAAGAAAAGAUGAGCUUUAUGCGCAUAGAAAUGUACAAAGGAAAUUUCCUUGCUCCUCUUCCAUGUUU
Eucalyptus grandis is the source of this 1926-nucleotide messenger RNA. Its product is annotated as phosphatidylglycerophosphate phosphatase PTPMT1. Gene Ontology annotation, biological process: protein dephosphorylation. NCBI's taxonomy places the organism in Eukaryota, Viridiplantae, Streptophyta, Magnoliopsida, Myrtales, Myrtaceae. The transcript is spliced from 6 exons. Gene Ontology annotation, molecular function: phosphatidylinositol-4,5-bisphosphate 5-phosphatase activity; protein tyrosine/serine/threonine phosphatase activity. Bases 603 to 1670 code for a protein of 355 amino acids. The record is from RefSeq and is a predicted model, not a curated record.